Molecule: messenger RNA, 773 nt
Organism: Anopheles coluzzii
Lineage: Eukaryota; Metazoa; Arthropoda; Insecta; Diptera; Culicidae
Exons: 1
Coding region: 218-724 (168 amino acids)
Cellular component (GO): centrosome; ciliary basal body
Source: RefSeq, a predicted model, not a curated record
AUUAACCACACGCGAGAAAGAGAUAGUGCUAUGGAGGGAAAAAGACGGACGACUGCUGACAGCGAUUGGCCGUCUGGCGCACUAACACAUCCAAACCUUGGACUACGCGUUCAAGCGAGGAGUAGGAGGCGGAGCAAGGGACGGGUAGCUCGACAAGCUGCUUGACACAUUUGCCGUAGGAGGGAAAAGGAAGGCAUGAGAAAAUGCGCGAAAAGCAAUGAGUUCUUCCGUCGCUUUGCUCAGCGGGUCACUUUGCUCCAAAUUGCAACGGUUUGUUUACAUUCGCUCUGCAAAGGAAUCGCGCCGGAAAUUUCAAAUAUUAUCGUACAAACACACACAGCAAAGAAAGCAGAUUCCUCCGAAAAUGACCGAACAGGCGGCACGGCUACAAACGCACAACCAGGAGAUGGUAAAGUGCCUCAACCAGCUGCGCAGCCAGCAAACGGCACUGGAGGAAAAGAUCGCCGCACAGGAAAAGAAGAAGGACUCGCUGAGCAAGGAGAUGGAGAAGCUGCAGCGCACACUGGAGCAGCUGGAAACGUCCAUCGCGGAGGAUACGAAGGCGCUGAACGAUUGUUCCAAACGGCUCACGGAAACAGAGAAUGGCUACGCGAAGGUGGUGGACACGCUGCAGCUGCUGCUAAUGUCCGCCAAGGAGAAGGUCAACAUCACUACCCCAACUUCCCGGAGCGUCCACAGCGAGAGCAGCAAACACUCGAGCUAGGAUCACAAAUACACCAAAAACAAUGCAAACAGCGCCGUUUAAGUUUAAA